AUGGAUUUUGAAAGCGACGAAGAUGCGGCUCCAAGGCCAUUUAUCGGCCCUUUCGGGGGUCAGCAAGACUGGGUGACUAGAGGCGAACUCCUAGAACAACCCAAGGAUAUAUGGAACCAACCCGACUUACUCCUUGAUUUCGCGAACAAGUUUCACGACCACAUUCGUUCCAAGAAAUGCUUUUCUCUCCUGGAUCACAGUCGACAAACAGACAUCAUGGUGACAAACGAUAUUCUAAGCCGCUAUACAACAAAGGCCGCGCCUACAGUUAUCUCAGUUAAGGAGCAGACACAGGGUAACUCUCCGCCAGAUUGGUCGCGAGCCCUGAGAGCAUUUCAGAAUAGCCGCUUGCAUGCAAAUGUCAAUGAUGACACUUCCUGUCAUUACAGAGGCUUUCUCGGACCGUUCGAGGUGGGGAUCUUCGAAAAUGAGGUUAGAGCCUUCCGACUAUUUUCGAACAAGCGAUUGCCAUCUGGGGAUGAUUGGCUUUUUGAGCAGCAAUGUCGAAGAGCUACGAAAGUAGAUAUCGACGCUGCUCUACUUCAUGCUACCGAAGGUUAG
Messenger RNA from Penicillium cosmopolitanum, 561 nucleotides. RefSeq lists its product as uncharacterized. The record is from RefSeq and is a predicted model, not a curated record. The coding region runs from base 1 to 561 and encodes 186 amino acids. The transcript has a single exon. NCBI's taxonomy places the organism in Eukaryota, Fungi, Ascomycota, Eurotiomycetes, Eurotiales, Aspergillaceae.